GCAGCCCCGAGUGGGUUCCUCCCACCUCAUCUCCUGUCCCCUGAAUGACUUUUUUCCCCCAAGCACUUGUCGAGGAAAUGUGUCCAGCCUGGAUUCCCCACCCGUCCAGAUGUCGCUUGUCUUUUGCUCAGCUCCAUAAAAACCAGAUCCAUCCAGAAAGCGAGCGGGCGGCUCACUCCGGACUCUGAACGCAGAGCAGCGCGGGCGCCCGGGUCCGACCGUCUCCAACCCGCCCUGGAGCUCCGCGCUCCCUCCAGCUUAGCCGAGGACACCGCCGCUCGUGGAGGCACUUGGAGCUAAACCCGAGACAGGCUUAAAUGUUUACCUGGAUACUUGGCGACAGCUUAGAGAACACAAAAUGAAUAAUUCAACAAAUUCCUCUAACAAUGGCCUGGCCCUGACCAGUCCCUAUAAGACAUUUGAGGUGGUCUUUAUUGUCCUUGUGGCUGGAUCCCUCAGUUUAGUGACCAUUAUCGGGAAUAUCCUAGUUAUGGUCUCCAUCAAAGUCAACCGCCACCUCCAGACCGUCAACAAUUACUUUCUGUUUAGCUUGGCCUGUGCUGACCUCAUCAUUGGUGUCUUCUCCAUGAACUUGUAUACCCUCUACACUGUGAUUGGCUACUGGCCUCUGGGACCUGUGGUGUGUGAUCUUUGGUUAGCUCUGGACUAUGUGGUCAGCAAUGCCUCGGUGAUGAACCUGCUCAUCAUCAGCUUUGACAGGUACUUCUGUGUCACAAAACCACUCACCUACCCUGUCAAGAGGACCACGAAAAUGGCAGGCAUGAUGAUUGCUGCAGCCUGGGUCCUCUCCUUUAUCCUCUGGGCCCCAGCCAUUCUCUUCUGGCAGUUCAUCGUGGGGGUCAGGACUGUGAAGGAUGGAGAAUGCUACAUUCAGUUUUUUUCUAAUGCUGCUGUAACCUUCGGUACUGCCAUUGCAGCCUUCUAUUUGCCUGUGAUCAUUAUGACUGUGUUAUACUGGCACAUAUCCAGAGCCAGCAAGAGCAGGAUAAAGAAAGACAAGAAGGAGCCCUUGGCCAACCAAGAUCCAGUUUCUCCAAGUCUUGUACAAGGAAGAAUAGUGAAGCCAAAUAGCAACCCCACUCCCGGCAGUGAUGACGGCAUAGAGCACAACAAGAUCCAGAAUGGCAAAGCCCCCAGAGAUGCUGUAAAUGAAAACUGUGUCCAAGGGGAAGAGAAAGAAAGCUCCAAUGAUUCCACAUCAGUCAGUGCUGUCGCCUCAAACAUGAGAGAUGAUGAAAUCACCCAGGAUGAAAAUACAAUUUCUACUUCCCUGGGCUAUUCAAAAGAUGAGAAUUCUAAGCAAACAUGCAUCAAAAUAGUUACCAAGACCCAAAAAGGUGAUUCAUGUGGCCCAGCUAAUACCACUGUGGAGGUCAUUGGUUCUUCGGGUCAGAAUGGAGAUGAGAAACAGAACAUGGUUGCUCGUAAAAUUGUGAAGAUGACUAAGCAACCUGCUAAAAAGAAGCCCCCUCCUUCUCGGGAAAAGAAAGUGACCAGGACAAUCUUGGCUAUUCUGCUGGCUUUCAUCAUCACGUGGGCCCCUUACAAUGUAAUGGUACUUAUUAACACCUUUUGCUCACCUUGUAUUCCCAACACAGUGUGGACAAUAGGCUACUGGCUCUGUUACAUCAACAGCACCAUCAACCCUGCCUGUUAUGCCCUCUGUAAUGCCACCUUUAAGAAGACUUUUAAGCACCUUCUUAUGUGUCAUUACAAGAACAUAGGCGCCACCAGGUAAAACUUUUUUUUUUUUUUUAAAGAAGGAAGGUGACCAAGAGGAUCUUGAGAAGAUGAAAGCAGAAAAUAAAGAAGAGUUUCUGAUUUAAAACCUCUGCCAUUGCACUUUAUGGUCUUUUUAUGGGAUGUGAAAUUCAGGAGUCCAACAGUGACACUCUUGUGCCUCUGCUCCAAUUCUGAAAAACUUGCACCUUAAAACUCUGUCACUUUAGGAGCUGUGAGACCAUGAAAGAGACAUGCUAGGAUGGGAUAGAAGGGAAGUGCUACGCUUUCUCAUACUCUCUUGAAGAAGGGCUUUAAAAUUCCCAAUUUUGUCAGUCUGCACAAGAGGAUAAUAUCUCUUCUUUGCUUUUUCCAUUUAUUUUUUUUUUAAGUUUUCGUUUAUCCAUAUGAAGAUGAAAUGCCAUCGUUUUCAGCUAACGUGGAGACUUAGGCAGAAGGAAU
This is a messenger RNA of Suncus etruscus (white-toothed pygmy shrew), 2202 nucleotides long. RefSeq names its product cholinergic receptor muscarinic 2 (gene CHRM2). Gene Ontology annotation, cellular component: plasma membrane; synapse; dendrite. Gene Ontology annotation, biological process: adenylate cyclase-inhibiting G protein-coupled acetylcholine receptor signaling pathway; chemical synaptic transmission; regulation of heart contraction. Gene Ontology annotation, molecular function: G protein-coupled serotonin receptor activity; G protein-coupled acetylcholine receptor activity. NCBI's taxonomy places the organism in Eukaryota, Metazoa, Chordata, Mammalia, Eulipotyphla, Soricidae. Bases 359 to 1759 code for a protein of 466 amino acids. The record is from RefSeq and is a predicted model, not a curated record. The transcript is spliced from 3 exons.